CAAGGAAGCAGCUUGCAGAGUGGAGCGAGUGGGGAAGGCCGGGGGGCAGCUGCUGUUUCCUAUACUACUACGCUGCAGCAGGCAGCGUUAGCAGCAACAAUCACAGCCUGCCUGGGGUAGAAAGGGAGAUAGGCAGGAUGCCAUUGUGGAGAAGUGGCUCCCGGGCCAGGCAGCAAGGCUCAGAAAAAGCUAAUGGACCACCCAGACCCAAGGCCAGGAGCCCCAGUCCCUCCGAGAUGAACGGUAAGCCUUGGGCCAGGCCAAGCUACCAGGACCAAGCUGCAGCUGAACAGGACAAAUGUACAGCGUCCCACCAGGAACCACAACAACAGCACCCUGACAAACUGUGCCUGGACUCCUUCUGGAGUGAGGUGGAGACCAUACGCAGCCAAGAUAGCGGUUAUAUUGACCUUGACACUGACAGCGCCAGUCGAGACUCCAGACACUCUGAAGAGGGAGAGCAAGAGGAGCAGUGGCUCCAGGAUGCAGGUCUGUCUACUCUGAUAAGACAGCAGCAGCAGAGACCAGACAGAGACAGAGACCGGGAACAGGACAGAGAAGACCAGGAUGUUGACCAGGCCAUCCUACUGUCCACUCUGACCCGUACGCAGGCCGCAGCCGUCCAGAGGAGGCUUGAUUCCUACACCCUGUCCCUGAGGAAGAGGAGCAAACCCCCGCCGCGCGACGUCAGGGACGUCUUUAGCUCAUCACCCUCCUCCAUCGCUCAGACGCCUCUACCAGAGUCUCAAGACCCUGAGCCUAUAGAACCUAGCGCAUCUAUAUCAUCUAUACCAGAGGACAGCAUGGAGACUAUCACCAAGACCCUACGACAAGAGGUCAGCUUGGAGCAGCAGCAUGGAGGAGAUCCUAAAGAGGAUGUCUUCAUCACAGACGUGGCGUACUGUGAACAGGCGGCCAUCUUGUUGAAACAGGCCAUGCUGCCACAGAUACAGAACAACGGCCGGAAGAGGAAGGAGGACGGCACACUGCCUAGGAUGACCUGCCCUCAGUGUCGUCUGGGUGUGACUCGUAUCCAUGACCUGUCCAAUCAGGACAUGAAGAAAGUUCGUCAGCUGGCCCUCAUCGAAAUGACAGCGCUCUGCGACCUGCUGGAGCUCGAUGUGAAGAGACACAAAACCUGCAAGAGGAAGAUACUAGAGAGCGCCCUGUAUGGGGUCCCCUUGGCCAUGCUGUUGGAGAAUGAUCAGAAAAUCAAUCCCACUGCCACCACUCCUCUCAUCCUGCAGGCGCUGCUCUCUUUCCUGGAGAAGAGCGGAGUAGACUCAGAAGGCAUCCUGCGGGUUCCAGGCUCUCAGUCCAGAAUCAAGAAAUUGCAGCAGGAUCUGGAGCAGAACUUCUACAGUGGAGGAUUCAGUUGGGAAGAGGUCAGCCCCAACGAUGCUGCAGCGCUAGUGAAGAAGUUUAUUCGAGAGCUGCCUUCUCCACUGCUCACCACAGAGCACCUCAACGCGUUCAGCGCUGUCAGGGACAUCCCUGAGCUGAAACAGAAGCUACAUGUUCUGAACCUUCUCAUUCUUCUUCUGCCUGAACCCAACAGAAACACACUAAAGGCUCUGUUGGAGUUCCUGAGUAAGGUGGUGUCCAGAGAGAGGAGGAACCGUAUGAACCUGUGGGCCGUGUCCACCAUCAUGGCCCCUAACCUGUUCCUCCACAAAGCCGUGCCCUCCCGCCUCACUGACGGGGGGCCAGGGGUGGAGAAGGGACAGGCCGAGAAGGCUGCUGACAUCAUGAGGCUCCUCAUACGCUACCAGGACUUGCUCUGGACCAUCCCGAACUUCUUGAUGAGCCAGGUGCGAAAACUGAAUGAGAACCGUAACCGGAGGUACCAGUUCUACGACCGACGCAUCAAGAACCUGCUGAGGAAAAUACACCAAGACAGCAAGGACAAACCUGACAAGAACUCAUCAGAGCCGUGUCGUACAGUGAAGAUCCAGGUGGGAGAUCUGAUGAGCAGCACCAUGGAGGUGCAGGUUAACAUCAGCUCUAGGGCUUCAGACCUGCUGGUUCAGUUCCACAGGCACCUCUGCAGCUCCGACAACACCAAGAGGAACGGUUCGGUAUCCCACCCAGACUGUGCCAUCUAUGAAGUGGGAGGAAAUAUCGGUGAACACUGCCUAGACCCAGAGACCCAUCUCCUGGACCUGUACAACACCAACCCCAGUGGGGAAUGGGUCAUCAAACUGAAACCACUGGUCACCACCAGGGGGCUGCACCAAUAAGAGACCGCCGCAGGCAAAGGGAGAGACCAGUAGGGAUCUUCAAGAGCCAGCCAGAGGAGGAGAGAGACCAGGAGGAGGAAGUUGCUGCUGCUGUUGAAAAACAAACCACCUCAAGAUUGAGCCCUCUCUCCCCCUUUCUUCUGCUCAAUGCAGGGGAGACCAGACUAGGAGGUGCAAAGCAGAGAGAGACAGAGAGGGGGAGCUACUGCUCAAAAACACUCCACCUCCACACCUUCAGAUGGAAGAGAGGCUGAGGCUGCUUCUUGGCUUGUCAGCUCUCAGCCAAUCACCUCCCAGCAUCCGCAGGAACCCAGAUGUGGAUCUGAUGCCCCGCUGCUUACAACAGCAGCCACAGAGUCUCUCUCACUCCCUCUCUCUCACUCUCUCUUUCUUUUUGCUAGCUCUCCAUUCCUUCUUCUCAGACAUUUGAUCACAAAAGGAAUGGGAGUGGAACAUGUACAGUAUAUCUGUUUUCCUUUUUUGUCUCUUUCACAGGGGGACAGUCAGAGAUUCUAAUGAGCUGAUAGCCCCAUGUCCUGUCCCUUCUGUAUGACGUUGGCUCUGUUCUUUCUGGGGCCUUUGGGCCCUGUCCCUGUAGACUCUCAAUAAGAGCCCUAAUCAGAGCAGAGGACAGAGAUCCUUCAUCUCUUUUAAGGGGUCAAAGGUCAGCCUUUAAGACAUUACUACUGGACCUCUAAAGGGAACCGUUGUUUAAUAACAGAGAGUGAAGCUGGACUUCGUUUCUGUUUUCUCAUUUUUGUUUUUGAUGAAUGAAGGAUUUUAAGUAUUGAAUCUGGCGAUGGAUUGAUUGACUAUUUAUAAUUGAUUGGAUGUGUCUAUCUGUAUGUAUGUGUAUGUAGUCAUGAAUGUUGUCCUUUGAAAUGAAUAGGUAUGUUUGUUGCUGAAAUAGUUAGUAACAUAAGUCAUGUGAGCUCAUCCAGUCUUUUUGGGGGCUUUUUACAGUGUUAUUGCUCUUAUACAGUACCUUGGUUGAUGAGUUGUAUUUUGAUGCACUUCUGCAUCCCUCUUUUUCUAUUUCUAUUACCCAUUUGUCAUCCGUUCCUCUUUAAAAUACAUGUCAUACAGUUCCAGUCAAAAGUUUGGACAUGCCUACUCAAGUGUUAAACAAAUCAAAAUAUAUUUUAUAUUUGAGAUUCUUCAGACUGUUGGAAAAACAUUCCAGGUGAAGCUGGUUGAGAGAAUGCCAAAAGUGUGCAAAGCUGUUAUCAAGGCAAAGGGUGGCUACUUUGAAGAAUCUCAAAUAUGAAAUAUAUUUGUAUUUGUUUAAUACUUUUUCUGGUUACCACAUGAUUCCAUAUGUGUUAUUUCAUAGUUCUGAUGUCUUCGCUAUUAUUCUACAAUGUAGGAAAAGGUCAAAAAUAAAGAAAAACCCUUGAAUGAGUAGGUGUCCAAACUUUUGACUGGUACUGUAUAUGAAAUCUAUUAAUAGUGUUUACACAUUUGUGAUGAUGCUCAGAUGUUAGAGACAGUAUGCAACACCAUCAUUGGAGGCUGUUGUGGGAAGGACGACUCAUACUAUUAGCAGGAAUGGAGCUAAUGCAAUGAUAUCAAACAAAUGGAACCCAUGUGUUUGAUGUAUUUGAUACCAUUCCAUUUAUUCCUAUCCAGCCACGAGCCUGUCCUAAGGUGCCACCAACCUCCUGUGACCACCAUGUACAUUAUUUUCCACAACAUGACAACCUACCAUGAAUUUACAGUGGGGUCUGAAAUGAUUGACACCCUUGAUAAAGAUGAGCAUAAAUGACUGUAUUAAAUAAAUGAUUCAAAUACUGAGCUAUAUUGUAUACUAAAAAAAUAGGAAAUUAUAUUAUUUUAUUCUAAUUGAAUUGUUCAGAGAACGAGAUUUUGUGUAACAAAUAAUAUUAUAACCAUUUAUUUGUGGAUUUUGAUGUGUGCUUGAGGUUAUUCUCUUGCUGGACGAUCCACUUCCUGCCAAGUUUCAGCCUCCUAGCAGAGGCAACCAAGUUUGGGCUAAAAUGUCCUGGUAUUCGGUAAAGUCCAUUAUUACGUUGACCUUAACAAGGGCCUCCGGACCAGUGGAAGCAAAUAACCCCAUAACAUCAAAGAUCCACCACCAUAUUUUACAGUAGCUACAGUGCCUUCGGAAAGUAUUCAACUCCCUUGACUGUUUCCACAUUUUGUUGAGUUACAAAGUGGAAUUAAAUCAUCUACACAAAAUACUCUGUAAUGUCAAAGUGGAAGAAAAAUUCUAACAUUAUUUCUAAAAUAUAUGAAAAAUAAAACUAAUAUGUCUUUAUCAGAUAAUUAUUCAACCCCCUGAGUUAGAAACACCUUUAGCAGCAAUUACAGAUGUGAGUAUUUCUGGGUAAUUACACAUGUGUAAGAGCUUUGCACACCUGGAUUGUACAACAUUUGCCCAUCAUUCUUUAAAAAAUUAUUCAACCUCUGUCAAGUUGGUUGUUGAUCAUUGCCAGAUAACCAUUUUCAUGUCUAGCCAUAGAUUUUCAAAUAAAUAUAAAUCGAAACUGAAGCAUGGCCACUCAGGAACAUUCAAUGUCAUCUUAGUAAGCAACCAAACUGUAGAUUUGGCCUUGUCAUUUGUCUCCCAGUGUCUAUUGGAAAGCAGACUGAACCAAGUUUUCCUUUAGGAUUUUACCUUUACCUAUUCCAUUUAUUUUUAUCCCAAAAAUAAUGAUCUUGUCCAUGCCGAUGACAAGCAUACCCAUAACAUGAUGCAGCCACCACUAAUGCUUGAAAAUAUGAGUGGUAUUCAGUGAUGUGUUGUCUUGGAUUUGACCCAAACAUAAUGCUCAGUAUUCAGGACAAAAUGUUAAUUUCUUUACCACAUUUUGUGCAGUAUGACUUUAGUGCCUUUUUGCAAGCAGGAUGCAUGUUUUGGAAUAUUUUCAUUCGGUACAGGCUUCCUUCUUUUCACUUUGUAAUUUAGGUUAGUAUUGUGGAGUAACUACAAAGUUGUCAAACCAUCCAUAUUUUAAAAUUACUAUUGGCCUCAUUAUGAAAGCAGUUUACUUCCUCUCUGGCAACUGAGUUAGGAAGGACGUCUGUAUCUUUGUAGUGAAUGGGUGUAUUGAUACAUUAUUCAAAGCCCAAUUAAUAACGCCAUACUAAAAGGAAUAUUCCGUUUUUUAAAUUAUUUUUUUAUUUACCCAUUUAUCAAUCGGUGCCCUUCUUUGCGAGGCAUUGGACAACCUCCCAGGUAUUUUGGUCAGCCCCAAGCAAAAUGUUUACCAAUCUAAAAAUUGUUAGCUGACAUUGCUAAUUGAUCAACUGUCAGUGACUGAUAAAACAAGAAAGAAACUGCUGAUGCACAACCAAAUUUCGAACUUACACCUUGUGCAUUCUACUAUUCUAACUCUCAACAGAAUAUAUUUAUUAUUUUUGGGUUGAGGCCCCCUCAGCGGUCGGGGCCCUAAGCGCCCGUUUAUGUCGCUUAUGCCUGGAGCUGGCCCUGGUCUUUCUGGGGAGAUUCUCUACUCACUGAGGGACCUUACAGAUAUUUGUAUGUGUGGGGUACAGAGAUGAGGUAGUCAUUCAUAAAUCAUGCACACAGAUUAGAGUCCAUGCAACUUAUGUGAUUUCUUUUUAAAAGCAAGUUUGUCCUCCUGAACUUAUUUAGGCUCGCCAUAACAAAGGGGUUGACUACUUACUGACUCAAGACAUUUCAGCUUUUCCUUUUUCUAUUAAUUUGUGAAGAUGAUAUUCUUAAAACCCAAUUCCACUGACAUUAUAGGUUACUGUGUGUUGAGUGACAAAUUGUGAAUCUCAAUUGAAUCAAAUUUUAAGUUCAGGCUGUAACACAAUAAAAUGGUGAAAAAGUC
Molecule: messenger RNA, 6061 nt
Organism: Oncorhynchus nerka (sockeye salmon)
Lineage: Eukaryota; Metazoa; Chordata; Actinopteri; Salmoniformes; Salmonidae
Product: rho GTPase-activating protein 40-like
Exons: 15
Coding region: 138-2240 (700 amino acids)
Biological process (GO): regulation of small GTPase mediated signal transduction; signal transduction; regulation of actin filament polymerization
Cellular component (GO): cytoplasm
Molecular function (GO): GTPase activator activity
Source: RefSeq, a predicted model, not a curated record